AUAAAACCUCUUCCUCUGGCAUCUCUGAGGGCUUCUAGGUCAGCUCUGAGGAUGGCUUUUCGAGGAAACACCCACAUUGUUCUUUUUCUGUUUCCGGGACACAGUUCCCUCUCUGGCAGAUAGAAUUUGUGGCCAGUUUUUUCAUCUCUCACUGCUCCCGUGUUUUUUUGAAGAGACUAGAAACCAAUGAGAGAGGCUGCGUAGGAGAGGAGGGAGGGUUGCUCCAAGACUGGCUGCAGAACUUGCAAGAUAUUCCAGGACCUCACAGAACACAAUGGAAAGGCUUCAGAAGGGUGGAAAAGACGCUGCCACCACAGGUGGAGGAGAAGAGAGCUUAACUCCAGGAUCAUCUCUGUUGAGGAUCGUCCUGGUGGGCAAAACAGGCAGCGGAAAGAGUGCCACAGGGAAUAGCAUCCUCUGCCAGCCAGUGUUUGAGUCCAGGCUGGGGGCCCAGUCCGUGACCAGGACGUGCCGGAAGGAGAUAGGCACAUGGAAUGGGAGGAACAUCCUAGUGGUUGACACGCCCUCCAUCUUUGAGGCAAACGCCCAGACCCAAGAGACGUACAAGGACAUUGGCGACUGCUACCUGCUCUUGGCCCCAGGGCCCCAUGUGCUGCUGCUGGUCACCCAGCUGGGGCGCUUCACUGCCCAGGACACAGUGGCAGUGAGGAGGGUGAAGGAGAUCUUUGGGGCAGGAGCCAUGAGACACAUGGUCAUCCUCUUCACCCACAAGGAGGACUUAGAUGGUGAGUCCUUGGAUGAUUACAUAGCAAACACGGACAACCACAGCCUAAGGAUCCUGGUCCAGGAGUGCGGGGACAGGUACUGUGCCUUCAACAACCGGGCCACCGGGGAGGAGCAGGAGGAGCAGCUGGCCCAGCUGAUGGCCAUGGUCGAGAGGCUGGAGAUGGAGCAUGAGGGCGCCUUCCACAGCAAUGACCUCUUCUCUGAUGCACAGAUGCUCCAGCAAGGGGGGGCCAGGGCGUGUGGAGGAGACCACGGGCGCUACCUGGCCAAGGUGCAGCUGCAGGUUGAAAAGCAAAGGCGAGACCUGAAAGAGAGCGAGAGCAACUGGGCAUUCAAGGUGUUCCUUAGAGCCAAAAACUGGAUGAUUUCGCAUCAUGAGUUUUGUGUUUUUCUUGUUUGGUGCAGCUUACUUUUUCUUCUUAUUUUUCUGGUCAUCUUGUACCAUCAUUAAUUCUGUAUGUCAUCU
Messenger RNA from Ceratotherium simum simum (southern white rhinoceros), 1213 nucleotides. RefSeq names its product GTPase IMAP family member 5-like. The record is from RefSeq and is a predicted model, not a curated record. Gene Ontology annotation, molecular function: GTP binding. NCBI's taxonomy places the organism in Eukaryota, Metazoa, Chordata, Mammalia, Perissodactyla, Rhinocerotidae.